Amorphotheca resinae ATCC 22711 is the source of this 212-nucleotide messenger RNA. RefSeq lists its product as hypothetical. Bases 4 to 180 code for a protein of 58 amino acids. The record is from RefSeq and is a predicted model, not a curated record. The transcript has a single exon. NCBI's taxonomy places the organism in Eukaryota, Fungi, Ascomycota, Leotiomycetes, Helotiales, Amorphothecaceae.
GUGAUGGAUAGGAGGAGUGAUAUGGGAAGUAAGGGAGGGGGGUGUUCCUGGUUUAUUCUCUAUUCUCUAUUCUCCAUUUUCUCUUUUCUCUUCAUCUAUUCAUCUUUUAUUUUGAAUUUCUCUCUUCAUCUUUCUAAGAAGGGAAGAGAGAGGGAAAGGGAUUUAUUUUCUUAUUUUUGAAUAUACAUACAUACUAUACCUUGGCUUUCUAC